GUUGGAGUGCGCAGAAACGUAUUUCGUUUAACGACUGCACCGCUGUUCGUGCUGGAGGUGAAACGCAAUUUACAACUUUGGAGCAAUCACAAAAAACUGUCAGCAGUGUGCCGGGGUAUGAUUUAGCUACAGCUAUGCACGACGCGUGCGCGUUUGUUAUAGAAGAAACGCGGCAAGUGCGAAGUACUUGUAGUUUUGUAUUGCUAGAGGUUGGCGAAGACAGCACUGUAAUUUGUGGGUAACAGAACAAAGCGAGCGCCACUCGCCACGAAAGAACUACCUACUUCAUUUCAACUGCGCCAGAGAUUGCCACAGCAGUGAGCAGAAAUUGUGCAUCCGGUAGUCAUACGCUAGUUCAAGAUAACUUAGAUUGUAUACCUCCUACACUUCCACGAAUGCUUACACGAGCAACAAUAUCUUACCAGCAUGAUGUGCACUUCACUUUGAUAGGACCACGAAAAAAAGUUGCAUUAAGACCCGAUAAACGUACAUUUUUUUGUUUUGUUUUUUUUUGUUGUAAGUGAGGGUGAGUUUGGGUAGAUCAUGCGGCGGAAAGAUAGCAAGGUUAACCGAGGCACCUCUGCUAGCGUUCAAAAAUUUGCACAGUUGUGCCAAGCUAGUGGCGGACUCAAACGUCUCGUUUUUGUUUUUUUUUUUUUUUUUUAGCCGUGCGGUAUCAUUUCAAUCGAAAUGCCGAAGUGACAAAACUUUUAUUAGUUUCCGUUCUUUCUUGGCAUUGAGUGCGCAUGUGUGGUGAUUCAACAUUGCGCAUUCGUGAAUACACGCCAGUUACACGGCAUCGAAUCAUCAAGCAUGGCUGAUGAAAGAAGCUACGAAUACAGGCCUCCUGAGUUUGGUAUGACGGACGAGGCAACAGCAAGCACAAGCUAUGGCGGUUCCACGGGCGCUUCAUCUACCUUGGGCGCCUACACAACUAUUCCUGAUGACGCGUGGAAGUACCAGUGGAACACACAGCCCACGCCGAUGACCGACGGGACUUACGUCGAAGGCGUCCCUGACAAUGGCAUCACAAGUUACCAGCAACUGGGGGGCGUCAGCAGCAUCGACCACGCAAGGCCCAGCACAAGCCGCGCUAGCAUGAAGGAAGCAUUAGCCAAUUUCGAAGGCGGCCUCACAAUUUCCGAGAGCACCAUGGUUGACCAAGGGAACACGCAGUACCAACCGGCUGAAAGCACGUCCACUGUCUUCGGGCAUACAGACAAAACAGAAACCGGAAGCACUGGUCUCACACUUCCAGUCUCCAGCAGCAGCAGCGGCGAUUACACAUUCGCCAUUAUGAGCCGGACUGGCACAGACGAAACAUCGAGCACUUCGAGAAACGACGCUAGGAAUGCUACUGAAGCCGGAGGAAUGGAACAGCAAGAGUCCUGCGGUGUCAGAGCACGUGAUCAAUCGUCUGUCGAAAAGUCAAACCUGAAAUGUGAAACAUGUGGUAAAUUUUUCAACAGGGCUCGCAAUCUAUCUUCACAUUACCGCACGCAUACCGGUGAGAAACCAUACAAAUGUGAAAUGUGUGAUAAAUCAUUCGCGCACAGCUCGACUUUCCGUAAUCAUGAACGGAUUCACACAGGUGUGAAACCCCAUAUCUGCCAAAUAUGUCCUGGCUAG
Messenger RNA from Dermacentor andersoni, 1629 nucleotides. RefSeq lists its product as uncharacterized. The record is from RefSeq and is a predicted model, not a curated record. Lineage: Eukaryota; Metazoa; Arthropoda; Arachnida; Ixodida; Ixodidae.